AUGUCAUUCACUAGAAAACAUGUUGUAAUUAAUUGGUCCUACAGUCUAAAUAAUUCGGUAAUCUCCCGUGUUGAAAUGAUAGUUGACUUAGGUUUUAAGUUCAACAGUUCUCUUGAUCCGGGACCGCAUAUCACUAUGAUAUGCUGUAAAGCUUACAAAAUGCUUGGGUUCUUAAAGAGAUUGGCUCACGACUUUAAGCUAGGACUAUCUUUAAAAAUUCUUUUUUGUUCACUUGUCCGUCCAAUUUUAGAGUAUGGUGCUGUUCUUUGGAAUCCACAAACUGCAGGCCACUCUCGACAACUUGAAAUGGUACAAAGAAAAUUCCUUAGUUUUGCUGGGUUUAUUCUAAAUAUACAUCAUCAGCCUCAUGAUUACGUCCCUGUUUCCGAAUUCCUCAAUAUUGACACCCUUUCUAAUCGGAGAAUUACUCUAGGGUUUAAGUUUCUAAAUGGAUUGAUAUCAGGUAACAUAGAUUCGCCUUACCUAUUAAGCCUAAUUAAUUUUAGAGUACCUCAACGUAAUUCUCGAAAUAAUGCUCCUUUCUACGUUCCUUCUUACACCUCCAAUUAUUUAGCGAACGAACCUAUCACAAGAAUUAUGUCUCUUGCCAAUGCUGACGCCUCCCGCCUCUGUUAA
Macrosiphum euphorbiae (potato aphid) is the source of this 636-nucleotide messenger RNA. The record is from the annotation of a GenBank genome assembly. NCBI's taxonomy places the organism in Eukaryota, Metazoa, Arthropoda, Insecta, Hemiptera, Aphididae.